AUGGGAAGGUACCUGCUCACCUGCUCAAUAGCAAUUAUCUUUAUUCUGCUGCAGUCUGAUGUCACUGUCUCCAGAAGAACACGCUUCAGAUUUGGUGGCAGCAGAAAAAGUGGCAGAAUUAGUAACAGCUUCCGUAAAACUAGCAAUCCUGCACAAAACCCCAGACAACCUGAACAGACUGCCAAAAAUGCAUCCCCUCCACAACAAAGCCCUGUUUACCCCCGCAAAGAUUCUGGUAACUCCCAAGUCAAUCAUGAGAACGCCCAAGACAACCCUAUCUAUCGUGGGUUUGGUUAUUCACAAAACCGCAUGCACUAUCUACAAAACUCUAUCUAUCCCUCCCGCAAACCUGGCUACCCACACAACCCUAGCUAUGCUAACCAUGGAGGAGGAGGUGGCAGCUGGAACCAACAUGACAGUAAGCCAUGGAAGCCAAAGCCACCCAAACCAAAGAUGAAGCACAUGGCAGGAACAGUUGUUGCAGGUGCUGCGGCGGGCGCUGCCGGUGGCUUCCUCUUAGGCCAUUCCAUGUCUAAUAUGCAUUUUCGUUUUAACCACCAUGAUGAGGAACGAUGGUGGAAUGAAAAUCGCAAUCGUUAUUCUGACCAAGUGUACUACCCAAAUUAUAAGCAGCCCGUUUCGAGGGAGGUCUUUGUGAGAGACUGUGUGAAUAUCACAGUGAGAGAGUUCACCGAGCCCACUGAGAACAAAACAGCAGAUGCAAUGGAAACCAGGAUCGUGACACAAGUGGUACGUGAAAUGUGCACAGAACAAUACCGCAGCUUCAGCAAUGGCGACAGAAAAUCCAAGCCAAAUGGUCCUCAGAUGAAGAAUGCAGCAAGAGCAUCCAUUGCAGACACUGCAGUGGGCACCAGUGGAGACUACCAAUCCAGCAAUGCAGUACACAUUUUCAUCUUAAUAUGGUUGAUGCUCUAUGCUUCACCAGCUCUUCUCUGCUUUUGA
Messenger RNA from Elgaria multicarinata webbii, 963 nucleotides. Its product is annotated as major prion protein homolog. Gene Ontology annotation, biological process: protein homooligomerization. Lineage: Eukaryota; Metazoa; Chordata; Lepidosauria; Squamata; Anguidae. The transcript has a single exon. Gene Ontology annotation, cellular component: membrane. The coding region runs from base 1 to 963 and encodes 320 amino acids. The record is from RefSeq and is a predicted model, not a curated record.